Messenger RNA from Megalobrama amblycephala (Wuchang bream), 2350 nucleotides. Its product is annotated as interferon-induced, double-stranded RNA-activated protein kinase-like. NCBI's taxonomy places the organism in Eukaryota, Metazoa, Chordata, Actinopteri, Cypriniformes, Xenocyprididae. The record is from RefSeq and is a predicted model, not a curated record. Gene Ontology annotation, biological process: protein phosphorylation. Gene Ontology annotation, molecular function: double-stranded RNA binding; ATP binding; protein kinase activity. The transcript has 19 exons. The coding region runs from base 202 to 2184 and encodes 660 amino acids.
AACUAAAUGAUACGAAGAAAAGAAAGUAUUCUUGAUCUGUGGUGGAUGUCAGUCGAAACUGACACUAGUAGUACAGUCACUGUAAACCUGCUAUGAAAUCACGAGUCUUUUUGUGAAUAUAUGGCGUUCACGUGCUGAUCAAGGUAAAGAUUGAGUGAAGUUGUGUCACUGUCUUCGUAUAGAGUUAUUUUUAACUGUGCAAUGGAGUCUCUGUCAAGGAAUUUUAUUUCGCUGCUAAACGAGUACCAGCAGAGGACUAAGUGCACCGUGGAGUAUGAGGAGGGAUCCAAAGAGGGACCGGAUCAUAAUAAAACCUUCACUAUGAGGGCGAUUAUAAAUGGUCAGCGGUAUCCUGAUGGCACUGGGAAAACCAAGAAGGAGGCAAAGCAAAGUGCUGCCAAGAACGCCCUUGAUGGCAUAAAGAUCACUCACAAUACUGAAUCUGCGGCAUCAUCUGUUCAGAACAUUUCCAACAACAUGACUAUAUCUCAUCAGAAUUACAUAUGUUGGCUCAAUGAAUAUUCACAGAAGAGCAAGUUAGUAUUCAAGGCCCGUGAGACCACUAAGAGGGAUCCAGGAAACUCUACUCAAUUGUGUACUUAUGUCUGUAAGUAUGUUUGCGGUGAUAGAGAGUUUCCAGAGGCUUAUGGAAAAAAUAAGAAGGAAGCCAAAGAGGCAGCAGCUUCCCGUGUUUAUGAAGAGCUAUUCAAAACACAAAAUGCAGAGGUCCUUGACGAGAACAGCAAUAGAGCACAGAGGUCAGAGGUUGCAGCUUGUAGCACUAGCCUGGACCGUUUGAGUGUAAGUGCUGCUGAUGAAUCUCAAAGCUCCACGACUGACCACAACUACAUUGCGUAUCUCAAUGACUUCUGCCAGAAAAAAAAACGUGUACGUUAUUUCAUAUUAGUGGAGAAAAGAGGCCCUCCUCACAACCCAGAGUUUGUGUAUAAAGUUGUCAUAGACGGGAAGGAAUACCCCGAAGGACAAGGAAAGAGCUCAAAAGAGGCGAAGCAACAUGCUGCUCAGAACGCUUGGAGUGAAAUUCGUGAUCAGAUAAGCUGGACCACACAGAGUCCUGAAGAUGACACCUCUUCACAAACCCCAGAGACAUUUAAACCUGAGGAUGCACGACUCUCAUCAAACAGCUCGGCUGAAACUCCCAUGGCCAUAAGUGCUCCUGUGAGCCAACUGGAUGUGAAGCCGAAAAUAAAAUUGGCAGCAAAUUUUCUUCAGUCACCAAAUGGCCUGGCCCAGGGUAAAGAGAAAUCAGCAAAGCCAUCUGGAGGUCAAACUUCAAACCAAGCUAUAAAGUCAAGGUUUUUAGAAGACUUUGACUCAAUAAAUCCGAUUGGCAUUGGUUCCUUCGGACGGGUUUUCAAGGCAAGACGAAAACUGGAGAACAAAUAUUAUGCUGUGAAGAUAGUGAAGAGUAGAGAAAAAGCUUGUCGUGAGGUUGAUGCUUUGUCUCGUUUAAACAACGCCAACAUCGUCCGCUACUACACGGCUUGGGAAGAGGACAAGGCGUACAUACACAAGUCUUCAGGGAGCAGCAACUUCUCAGAUUCUGGCAGUGGCUCAGGGACAAAGUUCCUUUACAUUCAGAUGGAGCUUUGUGAGGGAGACACGCUGCGUGCCUGGAUUGCUGAAAGGAACUUUACAAAUAAACAUUUCCCAGAGAGGAAAGCAGACGCAUCACGGAUCAGCAGGCAGGUGCUGACGGCUGUGGAGUACAUUCACUCUAAAGGCUUGAUCCACAGAGACCUGAAGCCUGCAAACAUAAUGUUUAGCAGUGAGGGAGGAGUAAAGGUUGGAGACUUCGGCCUUGUGACUGUAGCAGAAAAUGAUGAGCGACUGCUGGAACGGACUAUAGACACAGGAUCCCCUUUAUACAUGGCCCCAGAGCAGGUGACUAAAUCCUAUGACAAAAAGGUGGAUAUUUACGCUCUAGGUCUCAUAUACUUUGAGCUUCUCAGGAAAUUUGACACGAUGGCAGAAAAGGACAAGAUUUGGCAUGAUGUAAGAAUUAGGAAUUUUCCAACAGAUUUCUCCCAGCAAUACAGAUUUGAAGCAAUGCUCGUAAGGCGAAUGUUGAGUCCCAGUCCUGGAGACAGACCAAACGCCACAGAUCUGAUCAAAAAGAUGCAAUAUUAUCUGGAAACAGAUAAAGACAUCAAGAUGUUCUGAUGCUUAUAUUUAAGGCAAAGCAUUUAGCAGAUUCUACUAUAAAGCAACUUACAAAAAGUGCUUUAGAUUCAGACUGACACAGUCAGCAGAAGGCAAGUGUGCAAUUUAAUCUAUAAAGCAACUUUAUGGAAGUAAAUUAAUGCCAAAUUUUAUCGAAAAAAAAACU